This is a messenger RNA of Closterium sp. NIES-67, 1246 nucleotides long. NCBI's taxonomy places the organism in Eukaryota, Viridiplantae, Streptophyta, Zygnematophyceae, Desmidiales, Closteriaceae. The record is from the annotation of a GenBank genome assembly.
CCCAGAUUCGAGCGACCACACCUCACGAGCAGAUGCGAACAGUUGAUGGCUCCCCCACCCACUGAGCAAUCGCCGCAUUCUUCGGCCAGCUGAUUACUCAAAGCUUAUGUCUUUAGUCGUCGGUUUCUAAGGUCCAUCCAGGGGUUGAUUAUUAUACUUUAUUUCGUCCUCGUAUCGAAACCCUAACAAGCCACCGCCAUGUUUUGGUCAUCGCGACACGAGUACCAGCCGGUUGCGACGACCACUGACGAUGGCACCGCCUCGUCCUCUUCGCAACUCGGGGAAUCCGGAAGCCCGUUAAGAUCAGCAUCAGGCACCGCAUCGCCGUCGUCAUCAGGGCCGCCUAAGGCGCAGCAAUGGGUGGUUGUGCUGAUCGCCGUCGUUGGCGGGCUCGCGUUGGCGAUGAGCCUAGCCGCUGACGUCAUGCGGGUAAAGCAGUCUGCCAGCCACAUGCUCGACGCGCAGAACGACCUGCACUGCGUCUACCCCAGCAGCCCUUCCGGCGGCUACGCAGUGGCUGCUGCCUUCCUGCUGAUCGUGGCUCAAGGCGUCACCUUGGUGCAUGGGGGCACCUCCUGGUUCUACGCGUCUAGGCUGGACACGCGGCGCAACCGGAACCUUCUUCUCGUCGUGCUCCUCACAAAUCUGAUCUUUCUUGCUGUCACCAUCGUCACUCUAUCAGUAUCAUCCCUGGACAACGCUCACCCCGGCACAUAUACACUCCGCUCCUCCUCCUCCUCCUCCGCCCUUUCCCCCAACCAAUCCCCUGACCCCUGCCCGGUGGCCGAUUCCGCCCUCUUCCUCUCCGCCUCGCUCCUCUGCCUAUUUACUGUGCUCCUCAUGGAAGCUUAUUAUCUUGCCGCCAUGCGCACGCUACAGUAUGCGUGGAUGAUUUCAAGGUAUUGCACCGUGCGGUCGGUGCACCUGGAGGCGUUUCAAAGAGAGGCGAUGAGGGCCAGUGUCGUGCCGAUCGGGUCUCCAAGAUCGGAUCUAGAGUCGGGGGAGGAAAUCAAGGAGGCUUGAGGAGAAUGUUGUGGCUUCACAGAUCUUAUCUAUAGUCUGGGUGGGUGGGAAGAAGGAGGAGGCUUGAGUUACCCAGUGAGUGUAUCUGCUGGCGCUCCGCUGGAAACACACUAGCUGUCUCAGAGUAAAAGUUUACUAGAAUGGGGAAUAUAGGUUGGUUUUGUUCAACUGGUUGUACCCUCUAAAAGCAUGCACGUAUCUAGCCUAUUAUAACAUUUACCAA